UGUGGGGGGCAUGAAUUGGAUCAUUAAUUGCCACAUAGGAACAUGAUUCAUACCUACACCACCCCCUUGGAGCUUCAUAUCGUGGUGUGCGUGAAUUAACCCACGAAUCCCACGACCCACUUUUUCUAUUUUCUAGGGUUGAAACAAUAAAUAUAUAAACAAUUUUUUUCCCUAUUUUCUAUUCUUCCAUCAUCCCCACCUAUCAAAACCCUAAACCAUUCGUACGACCACAAGCACAAGAACAACAUCAGCAUAGCAAUACUAGCAAACCUUAACCCUCUUUUCUAUUGCUCCAACAAGACGACAAGCAACAGGAGCAACAACAAAAAGAUCAAGACGACAAGUAUACCAGCAAAGAAUAGUAAAUACUACCAUGGAUCCAAGCAACCCGAACAACCCGCCACAAACCCCGUGGACGGGACCUGUUGAUCCGAUGUGGGCGACUCCACAAUUUUCUUUUUCAAGCUAUAAUCAAGUUCCUAACGCGUUCACGCAACUCCCUCAAACCCCGCAUCCUACUAGUUUCUUUCAACUUCAACAAAUCCAGUUUCAACAACAAUAUCAACAACAACUUAAAACGCUCCAACAAAGCCAAAGUCGGCCUAUUCAUACGAAGGUCCAAUCGCAACCGACACCCGAUACCCCUUCGUUAGACGAUUUGGAUGACAUUGCCGUUGUACCCGAAACCCAACCACAAAGUUCUAAGAAAACAUCUACAAAAAAGCGUUCAAAGAGGCCGGAACAAGAAAAGUUAACCACCGGUAGAGGUCAAACUUGGACAUCGAUCGAAGAGUUGGCGUUGGCAAGGGCGUGGACCAAUACGUCUACGUGUCCGAUCAUAGGUAAUAAUCAAAAGUCUGGUAGUUUUUGGAAGGAGGUUUGCAACAAAUUUCAUGCUUUGAUGCAAAAAGAACCGUACCGAGAAGAGAACUCAUUGGGCUCAAAGUAUCGAGAGAUGAAUAAGAAGAUAUCGGCGUUUUGUGGUUAUUACAACAAUGCUUAUUUGAAUCGGCCAAGUGGGGCGAGUGAUGAGACGGUUUUUGCCAAAGCUAUGUCAAAAUACCAUACGAAAGAAGGUAGUGCGUUCACAUACGUAGGGGCUUGGGAAAUCUUUAAAAAUUGUCCCAAGUGGGCGCCGAUUCCUAACGAAGUAACAAGAGCAAAGAGGUGUAAAACAUUCGAGUCGAUAGAACAUAGUGCCGGUGAUUCGGAUGUGCGUUACCAUAUUAAUAUUAAUGACGAACCCGAGUUUGACGAUGAAGUGACGGAGAUUCCGGAAUUGAAGCGCCCAAAUGGUAGAGACAAAGCAAAAAAGGAAGCGGCGGCCAAAAAUAAAGAGGCGUCGACAAAAAAUGAAACUCCGGGUGAAACGAAGGUGGAUAAGUUGAUGAGCAAGUUCAACGAAUUUAACGAAAUACAAGCGGCGAGACUUAAGUUGAAAGAAAAAGAAAUGCAAGAAGCGGCCGAUCGUGAAGACUUUAAGCUAAUGGCGACAAAUAUCGACUCGCUCCCGGAAAAAGAUAAAGAAGUGUUGCAAAAAAUGAAGGCGAAAAUUGCUCAAAAAUGGGGUCUUUAAAACUAUACCGUAUCCAGAAGAUGAAAAAAGAAAGAAAUUUGCAAAAUGUCAGGAAUCUGCUAGGAAAGAUGUUGAGCGUCUAUUUGGGGUUCUACAACAAAAAUGGCACAUAGUUGCAAACCCAGCACGAGCACUUGAACUCAAAACAUUGAGAUAUUGUAUGUAUGCUUGUAUCUUGCUGCAUAACAUGAUUAUCGAAGACGAAGGUAACGCCAUAUGUGAAUAUGAUCCUAAUGACAUUCAUGAGAAUGUUGUACCA
Molecule: messenger RNA, 1835 nt
Organism: Helianthus annuus (common sunflower)
Lineage: Eukaryota; Viridiplantae; Streptophyta; Magnoliopsida; Asterales; Asteraceae
Product: glutathione S-transferase T3-like
Exons: 4
Coding region: 374-1576 (400 amino acids)
Source: RefSeq, a predicted model, not a curated record